Molecule: messenger RNA, 1833 nt
Organism: Pogonomyrmex barbatus (red harvester ant)
Lineage: Eukaryota; Metazoa; Arthropoda; Insecta; Hymenoptera; Formicidae
Source: RefSeq, a predicted model, not a curated record
UGAAUUGGAACAUACCUAAAAUACAAUUACAAGAUAUAAAUCUGUGCUCAAGAUAUAAAACAGAUAAUCGGAAACCUCGAAUAAUUAAAUCGGAAAUAUUAAAAUCCAUAAAAGUGAAAAUAGUCGAAAAAGAUUUGCAUCAAGAAAAACCAAAAAUUUUAUUAAACAAGAAUGAUAAGAAUAAUAAUUCAGGAUCAACAGGAAUUUUUUAAUAUGCUACUCAAUGAUAUUCAAAUGAACUUGAAGACUAUCUCAAUGUAGAUAAAAAUUUUCUUAAUAAAGAAUUAGAAGAUGCCUUAUGUUUGAAUGUAUCUUUUACUGAUGAACAAGAUGUAUGUUUGAAUAUGUUACUCGAUACAAAGAAUACAAACUGCAAUGAGUACAAAUUAGACUGUAUUAACACGAAUAAAAAUAUGUCAGAUGUGACUAAAUCAAGUACCGAUGCUGAUGAAGAUGAACCUUCUGAAUACGCUCCUUCACGUUCUGCAAGUUCUUUACCAACUUACUCGGAUGAAAAUAAUAAUACAAAAAAUAAUAGAAAAAACGUUUCUAUUAAUAAAUCCAACAUGUUUAGUGGCCUAGUCAUAUCCAAUGUUCAUUCACUAGGAACGAAAACGUGUGACGACAGCGAAAUGUAUGUCACAGAAUCAUCAAGAAAACAAACGUACACAAAAAAAUUGUUUUUAUUGCAAAAAACUGCAGAGCAAAAUAGCACGGUACUUAGAAACCACAUUCUAAUGAAGAGGAAGUUAAAAAAUUUACAAUAUUACCGAAAGGAAAUUCCGAGAGAAAAAAAAUAAUAGAAACGAUUCAACGAAAUGGCAAUUUAACACUAAAAAAGCAAUAAACAAUGGAGAAUUUAUCGUUUAUAGACUACCAAAAAAUUACAUAUAUCUGCAAGCGAUUUCUUACCUUGUGUUAAAUGUAAUGUGUUAAAUGUUAUGUUGUGUUUUUCAAAAUCGUCUCUUCGUUAUCAUUUUCGUUGUUGCAUUGGAUGUAAUAGCAAACAUAGUAAAUCAAUAAUGAUAUUGGAUCAUACAAUUGUUACAAGAACUCACGAAAUAGCUAAUAAAAUUCUCAAAACAGUUGUCUUCCCUGUAUUACGAGAUGAUGAAAUAACGCGUGCAAUAAGAUAUGAUCAGUUAAUAAUUCUAUAUUGGAAUAAGCUUUGCUUAAAGUAUAGAUUACAGCAUCAACAUGACAUGAUUCGGUCUCGUUUACGAUUGUUAGGACGUUAUCUAGUAACUCUCAGAACAAAAAGUGAAAAUAUUACUGAUUUUGCCUCGUUAUAUGAUCCCAAAUUUUAUGAUGUCGCAAUUCCUGCUGUCAAUUCUGUAGCAGGUUUUGAUGAAAAUAAAACACCAUCUGUAGCAUUUAAUCUCGGCACGUAUAUGAAACAUAUCGGAGAAAUUUUUAUUACUGAAUGUAUAAAAAACCACGAUCCUAUAAAAAUGAAAGCAGCUGAAAACUUUUUAAAAUUAUUAAGACAAGAUUAUGGAACAAGCGUUAAUAGAACAGUGUUAGAAACACAAAUGCAACGAAAGCGACAAAGAAAGAUUAUACUUCAUCGGACAGAGGAUAUUAGGAAAUUGAAUGAUUAUUUAAUGAACAUGCGACAAAAAGCUUACAACAAUUUGAUGAAAGAAUAUUCAUAUAGAAAUUGGUUAACUUUGCUGGAAACAACACUCAUAUCUGUGCAAUUGUUUAAUCGUCGACGAGCUGGGCAGACUGAAAGAAUACAAAUAUCAGAAUUUAAAAAUUAUCAUUGUAUUGACGAAAAGACGAAUAGAGAUAUUUAUAAAUCACUGUCAUAAAAGCAAAAAGAUUAGCAAA